CCGGCCUGGCCUGAGGGCGCGCGGCGCGGAGAGAGGGAGACGCGGUCGUCCGCCCGCGAGCGGAAGGCAGGAUUCACAGAUGGAUUCAGAGGAAAAGACGACAAAUAAAAGUGAACAAAAAUCAAGAAAGUUUUUAAAAAGCCUCAUUCGGAAGCAGCCGCAGGAGCUGCUGUUGGUCAUUGGCACUGGCGUCAGUGCGGCGGUGGCCCCCGGCAUCCAGGCCCUGUGCUCGUGGCGCAGUUGCAUCGAGGCUGUCAUCGAGGCUGCAGAGCAGCUGGAGGUGCUGCACCCCGGGGAUGUCGCUGAGUUCCGGAGGAAGGUGAUGAAGGACCGGGACCUGCUGGUUGUGGCCCAUGAUCUGAUCCGGAAGAUGUCACCUCGCACAGGCGACACCAAGCCCAACUUCUUCCAGGACUGCCUGAUGGAAGUGUUUGACAGCCUGGAGCAGCACAUCCAGAACCCGCUGGUGCUGCAGUCCAUCCUCGGCCUCAUGGACAGGGGCACCAUGGUGCUCACCACCAACUACGACAACCUGCUGGAGCUCUUCGGGCAGCAGCAGAACAGGCCCAUGGAGUCGCUGGACCUGAAGGACAAGACGAAGGUCCUCCAGUGGGCGAGAGGCCACAUCAAGUACGGCGUUCUCCAUAUCCACGGCUUGUACACCGACCCCUGUGGGAUGGUGCUGGACCCAUCAGGAUACAAGGACGUCACGCAGGACGCGGAAGUCAUGGAAGUCCUGCAGAACCUGUACCGCACCAAGUCCUUCCUGUUCAUGGGCUGUGGAGAGACCCUGCGCGACCAGAUCUUCCAGGCCCUCUUCCUGUACUCUGUGCCGAACAAGGUGGACUUGGAGCACUACAUGGUGGUGCUCAAGGACAAUGAGGACCACUUCUACAAGCACCAGGCUGACAUGCUUUUGCACGGGAUUAAGGUGGUGUCCUACGGGGACCGCUUUGACCUCUUCCCAGGAUACGUGCAGGACCUCAGCGCUCAGAUCUGCAAGCAGCGGAGUCCAGACACCGAGCGAGUGGAUAGCACCACGUUCCUGGGAAAUGCAUGUCAGGACUGUGCAAAGAGGAAAAUGGAAGAGAAUGGAAUGGAAGCUCCCAAAAAACUCAGACAGCCAGAUACGGAUGAUGCUGGAGGGUCUUGAGAUCUUUAAGGCCAGCUGAAACCUACAGCUUGUGUUAGCCCUCUGUAAGCAGUGCCACGCCUAAGCAGCGAGGAAGAGCCGGGACCUGCGCCUGGAUCUCAGCCCCCCGCGCCAUCACAUGCCCCAGAGCCACAUCGAUGUGUGGCCUCCGGCUGGGGCAGAGCUCUGUGUGCUUCCCUGCUGGGAGGUGACAGGGCCACCCUUCAGGAACACUUACGGACUGAUGAGCGGCCACCCCAGGGACCAGCCUGUGGGAAGGGCCGUGCCUGGCCUCUGGCCCCGUGACCUGCACUCUGCAUCGGUGCAUUUCUGCUGAUACGGGGGAGACCCGACGGCCUAAGCA
Molecule: messenger RNA, 1496 nt
Organism: Octodon degus (degu)
Lineage: Eukaryota; Metazoa; Chordata; Mammalia; Rodentia; Octodontidae
Gene: Siral2
Product: family with sequence similarity 118 member A
Exons: 9
Coding region: 80-1153 (357 amino acids)
Source: RefSeq, a predicted model, not a curated record